GCUCCAGGGUCGCUGAGCACACAGUAGAUGUCAGUGGAGAGUCUUUCUCCAAUAGAGAAGAGGGAGGCGUAGAAGGAGGCUGGUGAUGGGCGGUGCACGGACACAGAAACAAACACUGUACAGUCACACACAUGCCGCUAUGCCAUCAGGAUGAAGACACGGGCACCUCCGCUCCAUGCCUGCCUUACCCCACACAAACAUACACACACGGAAGUGAUGAGAGUGUAAUGAGAGUGUGAAGAGCUCCUGUGUGCCCCCCUCCUUUCCCCGGACUCAUACACACAGAGGUCUAUAGGAUCUGCCUGCCGUCUUCCCCCCUUCCUCUCUCUCUCUCUCCAAGGAGCUGGGGGUGGAUCCUGAUUGAGAAGCUGGCUCCUGGGAACAACAACAACAAGGCAGCCUCACAAGCAGCUACGGCGAAUGGCCAUGUGAUGUCUCCCUGUGGGGUGAGCUUGUGAAACCAAAAAUAAAAACAACAAAAAAAAAAUACAAACAAAGCAAAAUAAACAGAGCCACAACGUGCUGACUGAGUGGAACAAGAGGAACUGAAAGUGCACAGGAGGUGAUUGAUGUUUGGUGGUAAAGUGACAUUUGGACAAGGAGGAUUUCUUCAGCAAGCAGACUACAGAUUGACAGCACUGUACAAACGGUGUUCUAAUAAAUGACUACAUUGUGGAACAACUUCAGACGCUGUAAGAGUGUCGGAUCUAGACAUCAAAACGGAGUCUUCCAUGAGCCCACAAUGACCUUCCAAAGUGUUACUACUCAGCAUGAAGACAAACUGUCGCAUGAAUAACGAUUCUGUGAUUUACGGAAAAUGUAUAUUAAUAGAGAGAGGCAUCAUUUAAAGGGUCUGAACGGAAUGUCUGCAGAUGACAAGACUGAAACCCCGAUGUACGUGUAUGAGUCAACUGUGCAUUGUACAAACAUUCUUCAGUGCCUCAAUGACCAGUGGAAGCGGGACAUUCUCUGUGAUGUCACUCUAGUUGUGGGAGGAAAGGAAUUUCGAGCCCAUCGGGCUGUGCUGGCUGCUUGCAGCGAGUACUUUCUGCAAGUUCUAGUUGGGCCAACUGAACAUGGAUUGGUAGUCAGCUUGCCAGAAGAGGUCACUGCUAGAGGAUUUGGUCCAUUGUUGCAGUUUGCCUACACUGCGAAGCUAUUACUGAGCAAAGAAAACAUCCAAGAGGUCAUCCAAUGUGCGGAAUUCCUGCGUAUGCACAACCUGGAGGACUCCUGCUUCCGCUUUCUUCAGACGCAGCUUUUAAACAAUGAGGAUGGCUUGUUUCUGUGUAAGAAAGACACCUCUUGCCAGCGUGUGCACAAUGAGACUUUUCAUUGUGAAGAGGAAACCAUGGAAUCUGAAACCUCAAAAAUAUCCUGCCCCAAGGAAAGAAUGCACCAUGAGCCUUUUAACUUUGGUUCAGGUGAGAACGCCACAGACAGAAAUGAAGUCAUUUUGCCUAAUUCCAAUAUGCAAAGGGAUUAUAAAGAAAGUUUAGACAAGGAUCCUGUAAUCCGCUACCCACAUAAGAAAUACCAGCUGGCUUGUACUAAGAAUGUCUACAAUACAUCACAUAGUACCUCAGGUUUUACAAGCACAUACAAUGAACAUAACUCGGAAAUAGGCCUAAAAUCAGGACUUCCUAUUGGCCAGAUCAAAAGUGAGCCUCAAGAUGAUGAUAAUGAAGAAGAGAGUGUUACACUUUGCUUGUCUGGAGAUGAUAGUGACAUCAGGGAUAAAGAAGGGGACAUUGAGAUAGUCAGGAAACAGCCCGACCCAGUUAACAUUGAUGAUCCAAAAUGCGUGUCAUCUCCUUCUAGUCUAGGGACUUUAUUUAGUGGAACAACAGGAGGAGAAUUCAUGGACUCACCUGGCACUUCCCAUCAGCGCUUUGUCAGAAGUCCGCCAUGCCCUGUGGAAAAGGAAACGACUCAGGAUGACCAUAAAACUGAAUAUAUCCCUUUCACUGGGAACUAUGAUUUGUCUAGUGAACCUCACAAAGAUUCUUCUAACUUCCUCAUGUCAUCCCCUCUUCAAGGUUCUGGCUCAGAUCUCACCCCUAAACAUGAGAUGGAAUUGGACAGGAGAAGUGUAAUUUUCUCUUCAAGUGCUUGUGACCAAAUAAGCACUCCGGUGCAAUCAUAUUCUGGUAUGAGCUGCUUGGAUAAAGAGUUUUCUGAGCAUGUGCCAAAGGGUCUGUGGGCUGGAGCAAGCCAAUCUCUUCCCAGCUCUCACACCUUUCCCCACAGCGGGCUGGUAGUGGACCCAAUGCCAGGAAGGCUGAGGCCAAACACUAGCUGCCCAGUGCCAAUUAAAGUGUGUCCCCGUUCCCCACCUCUGGAUACCAGAACAAGAACAUCAAGCUCCUGCUCCUCAUAUUCAUACGCAGAGGAUGGAAGCGGUGGAUCUCCUUGCAGCCUCCCUCUCUGUGAAUUUUCAUCAUCUCCCUGUUCACAAGGCCCACGUUUUCCACCCACUGACCAUCAAGAAGCAUGUUCAAUUGUAGACUCGUUAUACAACCAAGUCAGACCACAGAUAAAAUGUGAGCAGUCAUAUGGAACAAACUCAAGUGAUGAAUCUGGAUCAUUUUCAGAAGCAGACAGUGAGUCAUGUCCUGUACAAGACAGCGGGCCCGAGGUUAAAUUGCCCUUUCCAAUUGAUCAAAUCACAGAUCUUCCACGCAAUGAUUUCCAAAUGAUGAUAAAAAUGCACAAGCUGACCUCAGAACAGUUGGAAUUUAUUCACGAUAUUCGGCGUAGAAGUAAAAACAGGAUAGCUGCCCAGCGCUGCCGGAAAAGGAAACUCGACUGUAUUCAAAACUUAGAAUGUGAAAUACAUAAGUUGGUAUGUGAAAAGGAAAAGCUUUUAACAGAAAGGAACCAGCUGAAGGCUUGCAUGGGAGAGUUACUGGACAACUUCUCUUGCCUUUCCCAGGAAGUAUGUAGAGAUAUCCAGAGUCCUGAGGAGAUCCAAGCCCUCCACAGGUACUGUCCUGUCUUACGACCUAUGGAUUUACCCACAGCUGCUGCAUUCAACCCUUUACCAGCAAGAGGAGAGCCAAGCCUUGUCACCGCUCAGGAAGCAGGAGAUAACAUGCAGUGCUGCAACAAUCAAGGCCCAAUACAACUUGGCAGCCACUCUAACAGUAUACCUGAAAAUUGUAUAGCAAGAAGAGGACUGGAAGGAUCAGACCAUGGUACUUACUCAGAGAGGGGGGCAUGUUUGGAACAGAACAGCCAAACGGUAACAGUGGACUUCUGUCAAGAAAUGACCGAGAAAUGUACGACAGAUGAACAGCCAAGAAAAGAUUUCUCCUAGUGGUGAUACACGAUAUUGCUCUAUGGCCAAGCAGAAGUCACCAGUCAGCCAUUGGCUGCCACUGCCUCCAUAAAACAUUGUUGGUGCACACUACAGCAGUCUUAGCAGCAAUACUGUUUUAUAAGUAUUUUCCUCCUCUCUGAAAGCAGGAGAUCCCUUCACGAUGGUGCUAUACCUUGUCCAGGCAAGGAAAUCUACAGUGGCUACACUGUCCUCUUUGUGUUCUCCUUCACUUGUUAAUGUAUUUUAACUUCAGAUCUUAACAGGGAUAGACUAAACACCAGUGAGGACCCAACAGCAGCUUUUCUUCUCAGUGACCCAUGUCACAAAAACCUAUCUCAGGAAUUUCCACAGAAUGUUCAUUUGUUUUCAUUAAAAACUGCUAAUCAAGGUUUUAUAGGUAAACUGUACAUAGGUUCUAUAUCCAUAUGCAAAAAGUCCACACAUCCCUCAAUUUUCACACCCUAAAACUGGAAAUGAUCUUCUCUCUAUUGUACACAUUCCUUUUCUAUGUCCUCAAUGCCACAGACUGCUUAUUUUUUUUUUUGUUUGUUUAUUUUUUUUUUUCUAUUCUGACCCCGUUGUCUAUUUUCUGACUAUUUAAACGCAAGUAUCUAAAUUUCUCUAUAGUUUUCUUAUUUGCAUAUGUCUUUAACAUAGCAUGGCGCCAGUCUCUUUUAGGUAGGCAAAGUUUUCUUAUCAAGACUCUGUUCUUCUUGACACAUGCACUGAGUUUUGCUGUUGUGUGUAAAUUUAACAUGACUACAUAUGCAUUACUUGUUUGUAUAACAAAGAAAACAAAAAAAUGAAAGAAAUACUCAGGAUAUUAGGAUGUAGGAACGUUUUCUUGCCAAAUACUGAAUUUACCAUAUAGUGUAAAAUUGAAGCCUGAUUUAUCCCUAAUUUUGGCUACUUAAUAACUGUUCUAAAAUGAACUGUGCUUUAUGGCAUCUCUUGAUCACCGCCGGUGUAUUCCUAGGAAGAAGCCUGUGGUAGAAGACAAGAGUGUGAUUGCUGACAAAGGGAGUAUGCUGCAGUCCAUUAAAACCAAUGAAAAUCAGUUACCUCAUGUAAAAUGUG
Molecule: messenger RNA, 4399 nt
Organism: Rana temporaria (common frog)
Lineage: Eukaryota; Metazoa; Chordata; Amphibia; Anura; Ranidae
Gene: BACH2
Product: BTB domain and CNC homolog 2
Exons: 7
Coding region: 818-3319 (833 amino acids)
Biological process (GO): regulation of transcription by RNA polymerase II
Molecular function (GO): DNA-binding transcription factor activity, RNA polymerase II-specific; RNA polymerase II cis-regulatory region sequence-specific DNA binding; protein binding
Source: RefSeq, a predicted model, not a curated record